AUGGAGAUUCAACUUCUUUUCUUACUUACCCUAGCCAUCAGUUUCAUCCAUGGUGUUCAUUCAACGGUGUUCACAAUAAAAAACAAUUGCCCAUACACCAUUGCACCGGCAACUUUGACCGGCAGUGGAGCAUCAGUAUCAACAGGAUUUGAACUGCAACCGCAGGCCUCAAACUCUAUCAACAUGCCGGCACCAUGGUCUGGACGAGUAUGGGCCAGGUCCGGCUGUUCAAAUGACGGCGGUAGUUACAGUUGCAGCAGCGGAGACUGUGGUUCUGGUCAAGUAGAAUGCAACGGUGCCGGUGCAAUCCCACCUGCAACCCUAGUUGAGUUCACCUUAUCAGAUGCGAGUUCUACAGAUUUUUACGAUGUUAGCCUUGUUGAUGGCUUUAAUCUACCGGUGUCUGUGGUUCCACAAGGCGGGGGUUGUCCAACCACUGAUUGUCCUGUUGAUAUUAACGCUAAAUGUCCAUCAGAGCUGGCUGUGAAGGAUGGAUCUGGUGGCACAGUCGGGUGCAAGAGUGCAUGUGUGGCGUUCAACAAGCCUGAAUACUGUUGCAGCGGCGAUCACAAUACACCAGAGACAUGUCCGCCAACUAAUUAUUCCCAGUUUUUCAAAAAUCUUUGCCCAAAGGCUUAUAGUUAUGCUUAUGACGAUAAGACAAGCACUUUUACAUGUCAUACAGGGCCUGAUUAUCUCAUUACAUUCUGCCCUUGA
Lactuca saligna is the source of this 717-nucleotide messenger RNA. Lineage: Eukaryota; Viridiplantae; Streptophyta; Magnoliopsida; Asterales; Asteraceae. The record is from the annotation of a GenBank genome assembly.